CGAAAAUAACUGACAUAUAGUGGUACUUAUCAUCGCUUAAAACAUUAGAUUUGAUAUAUAAAAUGACUUUGAAAUCAAAUAUUUCUUACACCAAUUGACUCAGUCUUGUCGAGUAGAGUCUCAAUACAGACCUUUCCAUACAAUAAUGAUCACAAGAGCGCUGUCAGCCAUGAUCUUCAGCUAUAUCUGUAUAUUGUUUUUAGUCUUCAUAUCUUCUUCCACUGCAUUCCGCGAUCCAAACACUUAUCUGUCAUCAUAUGGUCCGACAUAUGACUCGCACCGUAUCGACACCCGCUCUUCCCGACGAUACUGCGGCAGUGAAAUCACCCGAACCCUCAACUUCUUGUGCGAGAGCUAUAAUAAGAGGAACUCAUACUCCGUAGGAAUCGACAGAAAUGAUGAUCUGGAGAAUGAGAACAAUUCAUCAGAUGAUGGAAGCAAAUACUCGUUAGCUUUGGUCCAUUUGCUGAGAAAUAACAAUGAUUUGCGGUAUUAUAGGCGACAAAUCAGAGGUGUUGUCGACGACUGUUGUAAGAGAUCGUGUACUACCACUCAAUUGUCACAAUACUGUGAUGUGGUCAGGAUUGCCACCACAACCCCCGGUUCAAGUGAUUAAGUCUUUACUGAUUUCUAAGCUGUGAUGAGCGCUAUGGUUAGAGACGAGACAUUAUUUCCUUAACUGUUAAAAUAAAUGAUCUUUAUUAAAAAUCUUCUCAAAAUGAGCAG
This is a messenger RNA of Oppiella nova, 726 nucleotides long. The record is from the annotation of a GenBank genome assembly. NCBI's taxonomy places the organism in Eukaryota, Metazoa, Arthropoda, Arachnida, Sarcoptiformes, Oppiidae.